GGCCCAGGUGGUUUAAUGUUUGGUUUACCUUUGAUCAGGUCUGACCCCGCUGCCUUUGAGUCUCGCCUGGAGAAGCGCAGUGAGUUUCAGAAGCAGCCAGUAGGGCACUCCAGGCAAGGUGACUUUAUCAAGUGUGUGGAGCAAAAGACCGACACCUUGGGGAAACAGUCUUUGAGCGGAGGAUUCACUAAGGACAAGACUCUCAGUUCAAUCUUUAACAUUGACAUGGUGAAAGAUAAGACUGCAGAAGAAAUAAAACAGAUUUGGCAGCAGUAUUUUUCAGCAAAAGAUACAGUCUACGCAGUUAUUCCUGGAGAAAAGUUUGAUUUGAUCUGGAACCGUGCCCAGUCCUGUCCAACAUUCCUGUGUGCCCUACCAAGAAGGGAAGGUUAUGAAUUCUUUGUAGGACAAUGGACAGGUCCCGAACUCCACUUCACCGCACUGAUAAAUAUUCAGACCCGAGGGGAAGCUGCGGCCAGCCAACUGAUUUUGUACCACUACCCUGAACUGAAGCAUGAAAAAGGGAUAGUGCUGAUGACAGCAGAAAUGGACUCCACAUUUCUGAAUGUUGCUGAAGCACAGUGCAUUGCCAACCAAGUUCAGCUCUUCUACGCCACUGACCGGAAAGAAACCUACGGGUUAGUGGAGACCUUUAACCUCAGACCAAAUGAGUUCAAAUACAUGUCUGUCAUCGCAGAAUUGGAGCAAAGUGGACUUGCAGCAAAACUGAAAUGUGCCCAGAACCAGGAUAAGACUUAGAGCUUCUACACGUUGGCUCCACUCAGGGUCUGAUUAACCCUGGGUAAUUUAUAGCCCACCCACUUGAACUACAAAGAACUCAACUUGUAAUCCUGAGUGGGCUCUAAUGAGUUGUCCUAUGUGUUUGCUGCGAGGUGAGCCCUACUUCUUGAUAUUCAGAUCCAAGGUACCCAAACUUUCUGAUAAUACUUGCCAGCAUAUCUGAGACUUCCUUUUCAGAGACUGUAGUCAAAGCAAGAGAUAGUGAAGGAUCUACAGGGUGUUUACUUGGCUUUAAUGCACCAGUGCGUGUUGGAUGUUGUUCCUUCGGACCUCCCAGCACCCACAUGAUCAGCCCCUCCGCUGUGUGAACUUGUGGCAGAAUAAUGAGCUGAGAGUCCUGCUCUAGUUAGAUGUGAGCUCUUGUGUCCUCUGCCCUGCCCUCCUUGGCCAUCCAAAGAUAUAACCUGGAUAUCCUUAUUUAGAGUCUAGAUAACUAGAUGUUCCCAUCAGGAUAAAGACUUCAUCCAGAUGUCCCCAGCUUUGCCUUUAGUGUAGCUGGUGUGAGGUGUCAACAGACUUCAGGUAUAAUUAGAUACACGAGUACCGUGCCUGCAUGUUAUUAAAGCGUAUGAAGUGGCGCUUGCUUCUCUAACUCAGCCUGUUAGAAAUUGUGUAUCUGAAGGGGAUAUAUCAAUAGUGUAAAUAAAUCAACAGCUUUGUAAGGGGAAGAUCAAUCUCGAUUUGCAUGAUUUUAUUUAAAGCAAUUCCAAGCAGUGCCAUUGUUAUAUAAAAUAGUAGGUGGAAGCAAAUGUUCCCAGACUGAGCAUGGGGGAAAUAUAGCAAUAAAAUCAAGCCUAACUUACGAUCAUUGUUACACAAAACCGUGAAAUCGAAGCCUGUGCUGUCCCAGGUGUGUCAGUCUGUGGGCUGAUUUCAUCAAGACCAGGCUUGAGACUCAGAACAGAUUCUUGAAACGCUGACAAUGAGAAAGGAGCUCUCCAGAGUUGGAAUCCACGUGUGGUCGGUAAUUUCACUGUUGUGACUUCACGCCCAGCGAUAGAAAAGGGUGCUGCUUACAUCCAGCCUUCUGAACCCAAGGCCCCGGGGCCAUCAAAUUGUCUGCCACUCCUGUUCGGGGGUAGCAUGCUCCUCGUCAAGGGCGCCUCCUGCCUAAGUUCUGGUUGGGACACCACAUAUGGUGCCUGGGAAUUUAACCGGUGUUUGCAGUUUGUGUGUAUGUGUGCUUGUUAAGAGAGGAGUUUUAGAGUUGGGGCUGGUCUCCAAGCUCUUUGCAUGGAAUUGGAUUUGCCGUUAUAUUCUGAGCAGUAUCUGUUUUGUUGUAUCACUGAGUCUGUGUAGAGAAAGACAGUGUUUCGCCUGGAGAAGCUGCUAACCUUUCACAAUUUCUGUAAAGGUUGAGCUGAUUGCUGAUGAACAUUCUGGACCUACCUCUGAACAUGGCAGUUCAUCUUUUGAGACAUUUUGGUCCUAUCAGCCGGCAAAUGCCGUCUUCCUUAACUGCCCACUGACCGUCCUAAUUCUUUUAGGCCAUUGCUUUCAUGAUUAUCCAGUUCUCUUUGCUUUUCCCUCCAGAUGGAGGGAAACCUCCACCAAAGGGUGAGGAAAUGACGAGAAAAGAAGUGGUCAUUCAUUUCAUUAUUUGUCCCAGCUUUGCCCUAAAUCCCUACGUGCAAAAAAAAAUGGGGGGGGGGUGUAUCUAUAGAUAAUGACCAGAGUACCUUCUAGCUGUGGUUUAUAUUUGUUUAGAGAAAUCUGGCAAAGAACUGAAAGCCGUGGCUUCAGUGCAUUGGUCCCCUGGUCCCAGCACAGUGUUAUGGAAAACAGACAGUCCUUAAAGUUAAGUAGAUCUUGGUUCAAAUGUCAGCAUGGCUCUUCAUUAGCUCUACAAGGUUGGACAAGUUAUAUAAACUCGCGUUCUGGGUCUUCACCUGCAACACAGGGAUGAUAGUGUCUACCUCAUAGGACUUUUGUGAGACUCAAAUCAACGGAGAUUAAAGUAAAGCUCGAUCACUGUUAACCUGCUCUUCUCCUAUUAAAGACCCACACCGAUUAGCCUCUCAGAUGUGCAGGUCAUCCUUCAUUCCACUUCAAAGAGCAACACUUCUCUCACUAGUUCUCCCACUUUAGCUUGCAGUAGAAUCACGUCAUAGACUUUAAAAUGCAGACUCCCAGGCCUCACCCCUCACCUACUGAAUCAAAAUCUCUAAAGAGUGUGCUGGGAGCCUGCAUUUUAAUCUGCACUCCAGGUGAGUCUGGUGCGGGUAAUUUAGCCAGCCCUCUGAGAAUCCUUGCCUUAUCUGUUUCACAAGAAUGCCCAGUUGGCCAGGUCUUUCUUCCCGGCGGUAUCUAGGAUUUCAGUUUUACUCUGGACCUCCCAUGUGAUUGCAGAAUCCAACGGCAUUGUGUUCAUGUAUGUCUUCUCUCCCACCAGACUGUGAGCUCCCUGAGAGUCAGGAUCUGUCUCUACCCUCCAGUGCCACAGGCAUGGCCUGGAACUUAGAAAACUGUUCAACUGUUGGCUGAGUAAAUAAAUGGCAUGAAUUUUAGCCAAAACAUUA
Molecule: messenger RNA, 3320 nt
Organism: Echinops telfairi (small Madagascar hedgehog)
Lineage: Eukaryota; Metazoa; Chordata; Mammalia; Afrosoricida; Tenrecidae
Gene: ATPAF1
Product: ATP synthase mitochondrial F1 complex assembly factor 1
Exons: 8
Coding region: 16-759 (247 amino acids)
Biological process (GO): mitochondrial proton-transporting ATP synthase complex assembly
Cellular component (GO): mitochondrion
Source: RefSeq, a predicted model, not a curated record